This is a messenger RNA of Neopsephotus bourkii (Bourke's parrot), 5012 nucleotides long. RefSeq names its product serine protease 12 (gene PRSS12). Gene Ontology annotation, biological process: proteolysis. The record is from RefSeq and is a predicted model, not a curated record. The coding region runs from base 162 to 2639 and encodes 825 amino acids. Gene Ontology annotation, molecular function: serine-type endopeptidase activity. The transcript is spliced from 13 exons. NCBI's taxonomy places the organism in Eukaryota, Metazoa, Chordata, Aves, Psittaciformes, Psittacidae. Gene Ontology annotation, cellular component: membrane.
CGCCCCGCUCGCCCUGCCCCCGCAGGCAGCUCUGCCGGGGGGAGGGCCACAGGGGUGCGCGGCGUGGGUGAUUAGCGGGACGCCGAGGCCCCGCCUUCCCCCCCUCGCAUCCAGGGCGUGAUGAGAGGGGGAGAUGGACCCGAGCCGGCGGGACUGGCACCAUGAUAUUCGUUGGCUUUGUGGUGGCGCUGGUGAUAGGGACGAUCGCCGGAGCCCGCGAGCUGGGGCAGGUCUCCGCCAGCCUCCCGGCCAUCCGCCACCCGCAGCCCCCCGCCUCGGCCCCACCGCCGCCCCCCGCCGGCCGCCCAGCUGUGCCGCCAGCCGGGAGCUUCGCCGCUCCCCGGCACCCUUGGCCAUCGGCGGCGUCCACUCUCCCGCAGCGGCGGGCAGCGGGGCGGGCGCCGCGGGGCCGCCGCUGCUCCUGCGCCCUGCCCGGGGGCGGCGGGCGGCCCGGGUGCGCCCCGGGGGGUGGCCAGGGCCCGGCGGAGCGCGGCCGCGCUGACUGCAAGCAAGGGACGGUGAGACUCCAGGGUGGCAAGAAUGAGUUUGAAGGUACAGUGGAGGUUUAUUUGAAUGGAAUCUGGGGAAGAGUCUGUGGGAGCCACUGGGACAAUGAUGAUGCAACAGUUGUAUGUCAACAACUUGCACUUGGUGAAAAAGGUACAGCAAAACAGGUACCAUUUUCUGGACUGGGCCUUACUCCUAUUUACUGGAAUGAAGUGCGUUGUCGUGGUGAUGAAGAAAAUAUAUUGUUAUGUGAAAAAGACAUCUGGCAUGAUGGAACAUGUCCUCAAAAAAUGGCAGCUGCUGUCACAUGUAGCUCUUCCCUGGUCCCUGUCUUUACUCCAAUCCGGCUGGCUGGUGGGAACAACACUCAUGAAGGAAGAGUAGAAGUCUAUCAUUCUGGCCAGUGGGGGACUGUCUGUGACGAUCAGUGGGAUGACGCAGAUGCUGAAGUUGUCUGUCGGCAGCUUGGCCUUGGGGGUGUUGCCAAGGCAUGGAGCCACGCUUACUUUGGAGAAGGCUCAGGCCCCGUGCUACUGGAUGAAAUGCAGUGCACAGGAAAUGAACUAUCCAUAGAGCAGUGUCCAAAAAGCUCCUGGCGAGAACACAACUGUGACCACAAAGAAGAUGCUGGUGUUUCCUGCACACCUCUCACAGAUGGUGCAUUAAGACUAGCAAGUGGGAAAGGCAGUCAUGAGGGACGCCUGGAGGUCUAUUAUACUGGGCAGUGGGGCACAAUCUGCGAUGAUGGGUGGACAGAGCUGAAUACACAAGUGGUUUGCCGGCAGCUUGGAUUUAAGUAUGGAAAACGUGCCCCAGAGAGCUACUCAGAAGGAAGCUCUGGGCCCAUCUGGUUAGAUGAUGUCAGCUGCUCAGGGAAGGAGACAAACCUCUUGCAAUGCUCAUGGAGAGAGUGGGGAAAACAUGACUGCAACCAUCACGAGGACGUCAGACUUAUUUGCCAUCCAGAUAAUGACAACCAUAAGCUCACACUUGGUCCCCCCAUCAGGUUGAUGGAUGGUGAGAAUAAGAAGGAAGGACGUGUAGAGAUUUUUAUCAAUGGACAGUGGGGCACAAUUUGUGAUGAUGGAUGGUCUGAUAAGGAUGCAGCUGUGGUCUGUCGACAGCUUGGCUACAAAGGUCCGGCUAGAGCAAGGACAAUGGCUUACUUUGGGGAAGGCAAAGGCCCAAUUCACGUGGAUAAUGUGAAAUGUACAGGAAAUGAGAGAUCCUUGGCAGACUGCAUUAAAGAAAACAUUGGGACUCACAACUGCCGCCACAGUGAGGAUGCAGGAGUGAUCUGUGACCACCUAAGCAAGAAGGCCCUAGGGAACAGCAAUAAAGAUUCUCUUGCUUCUGUGUGUGGAUUGAGGUUACUACAUCGUCGACAAAAGCGAAUAAUUGGUGGGAAAAAUUCUUUACGGGGUGGAUGGCCAUGGCAGGUUGCACUCCGACUGAAAACUUCUCAUGGUGAUGGAAGACUCUUGUGUGGUGCUACUCUUAUCAGCAGCUGCUGGGUCCUCACUGCUGCACAUUGCUUUAAAAGGUAUGGCAACAUCACACGGAACUAUGCUGUGCGAGUUGGAGACUAUCACACACUGGUACCAGAAGAGUACGAGGAAGAAACUGGAGUCCAACAGAUUGUGAUGCAUAAAGAGUACAGGCCCGACAGCAGCGACUAUGACAUUGCAUUGGUGAGGCUACAGGGGCCAGAGGAACGGUGUGCCAGAUUCAGUUCCCAUGUCUUACCUGCUUGUUUGCCAUUAAGAAGAGAGAGACCACAGAAAACUGCUCCCAACUGUUAUAUCACUGGAUGGGGUGACACAGGUAGUGCUUAUUCAAGAACAUUACAACAGGCUGCCAUCCCCUUACUCCCCAAGAGGGUGUGCGAAGAACGUUACAAAAGAAGAUUCACAGGAAGAAUGCUCUGUGCUGGAAACAUCCAGGAACAGAAACGUGUUGAUAGCUGUCAAGGAGACAGUGGGGGUCCACUGAUGUGUGAACGUCCAGGGGGAAGCUGGGUUGUGUAUGGUGUGACCUCCUGGGGCUACGGCUGUGGAGUGAAAGAUUCUCCAGGUGUCUAUACAAAAGUAUCGUAUUUUGUACCUUGGAUAAGAAGUGUGAUCAAACUAUGAAUGUCCAUAAUGAAAGCCAAACUUUGUUAACAAAGUUUGAGGCAGAACAACUUGAACAGCACAGGUGGUAUGUGCACAGCUGGGGUCCAGAGUGGGUGGAAAUUUUCCUCAUUUUUGUGUUUUUCUUUUUGUUAAAUCCAAACUGUAUACACACCACCUUUCCUGUUAGGGAUUACUACUCAAACAAAAUCCCUCUGUGUUCAGGUAGUUCAUAUAUUGCACGAAUAAGUUAUCAUAUAUCUAAGAUAAAGGGAAAAGUAAUAGCCAAGCUUAGAGUAACAGGAAAUUGGAGCAGGACAGCUAGAGUUCACUAUGAGAUUCACUGCCUACAGGAAGACUGCAGUAGCUCCAAGCUAUUUAUGGUUCAGGCUUCCUCAGAAUUAAUUACACAUCUCAACAUCAAUUUUCCAUCUAUUUAAUCAGUUCCUGGUUGUUCGCUUAUUAUUCCUGUAAUCAGCCAUCUAAUUUUGAAUCAUGUUUCAUUAACUAAUGAGACCAUUAGCAGGUUGAUUCUUGGUACGCAAUUCUGAGUAUAUAUUAAAAGUUAGAAGGAAAAUAAUGGUUGAUAACCAGAUCCCCAGCCAUUCUGAUAAAUGCUCUCAUAAGGUACAUGCCCACAUAAAAUAGGUAGUACACAUAGGAAGUUAGUUUCCCCACAAACAUCCUGCACUGCUGCAAAAUCUAGAUUUGACAAAUGACCUCUUAUUUUCUUUCCUCUAGAUAAAUGUCAUUUGUCUUCUUUCUGAAAUUUGUCAUUUUUAGUACAUACAGCUUUUCAGAUUUUCCUAUUUAUCGUGAGCUGUCAGUACAGUAUCAGACUAACAGACAAACAUCCCAAUCCUCUCAUCACUGGUUUUGGAGAGGUUUCACUCAAGUAAUGCUAAGGACCUCUGUCAAUCCUACAAGUUGUAAGUAUGUACAAUACAAAUACUAGAGAAGCCAAGCCAAAACCUGUCUGAAAAGGUCUAUAAAGUCUUAAACUACUAUAUUCUACAAGAUAAUAUUUAGACAACUCUCUCCGGCUUAGCUGCAACACUGGUUCAGCGUGAUCUUACAGGAAAGGUCAGAGCUAGAUAGUUUUCAGUGACUUCUGAAAUAUUGACAUAUCUUGCUUACAUUUAAUUCCUUUUACAAACACUGCUCCUCAUGCUAUGAAGACCAUAAUUGGUUAUUAUAAAAAUGCAGGGAUAAAAAGUUACUGUUGAUGUACAAGACAAAUAUAAACGAACUUGCUAUCCUUUUAAAAAGGGCCACCCCACUGAACUUUGCACACAGACCACUAGAUGUAAUCUCCAUCUUAGUGCAACACUAAUGGGUAUUAGUCUUGAAAAUAUCUGUGACUAACUAGUCAAGGAGACAGGAAAGUUACUAACGCUACUUCUACAAUCCCUGUCAAAGGCCAUUCUAAAUGCAAGUGUGCUCUGCAUUAUGUGAAGAGGCUUCUUAAAAAGAUGAAACAAAAGCUCUGUGAGCCAUGAAAUGCUAUGGCGUGACAAGUGUGGCAGACGUGUCACCACAUAGUUAUUGUGCAAACCGUGACUACCAGCGGCUGUUUCCCUGUGUUUUUUAUCUCCCAACUCUACCUUUCAUGAACAAGGUGGGACGUUUGCAUUCAUGUUGUAAGUGGGCAAUCACCCAUGUCUGCUCUCUGGUGUUGUAACAAGUAUCUGAGUCAACUCAUAUAACAUACAAAAGUGAUGAUGGCAUUGCAGAAGCCCAAGUGGUUGAAGACAUGGCCUUUAAUUUUGCUCAGUUCUCACCCCAAAUUUAGUUUUCAAGGGUCAUGAAUAGUUUAAAUAUCUUGUUGGAACUGGUGCUAACCUAGUACACAAGGUGCUUUAAUAUAUUUUACUUUCCUGUAAUUACACAUGCAUCAAAAUUGCAUGCAGUAUUUUAUUUAAAAACAUGCCAGAGAUCAUAGUACUGUGACCACCUAUGUCAGACACGUAACAGACCUGUGUGAAACAAUGUGCUUGUGAACUUCAAAACCAUUUUACUUAUAGCCCUUUUAAUUAAAGGGGAAGUAAAUCUCUCAAAAUGUAUCUAUUUGUACCAUCACAGCUUUGCUAUACCAGAAUCAUUAUUUUGAGAUGUGGUGAAGUAGGCUAUAUAUGGUCAAGUAGGCUAUAUAGUGCAAUACAUGUGUUGUGUCCAGGGAAAAUAGUAUUUUUUAGAAGUUGAACCACAGCAAAGGGGUGGGGGAUGGGGACAGGGACAAGCCUGCAAACUAAGUGUGGUAAGAUUUAGUAUGGUAGUUCAUUAGUUUUGGUCUUUAACAGAAUGCUUUAUUAGAUUUUUAAAUGUUGCACUACCAUUUUCAUGCAGAGAACAUGCCUUCUCAGUUUCCAACAUAAAAUGAACUUGUCUUUGUUA